AUGAAGGCUCUCCUUGUUCUGGGGGUUCUCUUCCUUUCAGUCACUGUCCAGGCCAAGGUCUAUGAAAGAUGCGAGUUUGCCAGAAUUCUGAAGCGAGAGGGAAUGGAUGGCUUCCACGGAAUUAGCUUGGCCAACUGGAUGUGCCUGGCCAAAUGGGAGAGUAAUUACAACACCCGAGCAACAAACUACAAUCCUGGAGACAGAAGCACUGAUUAUGGGAUUUUCCAGAUCAAUAGCCGCUGGUGGUGCAAUGAUGGCAAAACCCCAAGAGCAGUUAAUGCCUGCCGCAUAUCUUGCAACACUUUGCUGCAAGACGAUGUCACUCAAGCUAUAAAAUGUGCGAAGAGGGUUGUCAGUGAUCCACAAGGCAUUAGAGCAUGGGUGGCAUGGAGAAACCGCUGUCAAAACAGAGACCUCACUGAAUACAUCAAAAAUUGUGGAGUCUAA
Messenger RNA from Elephantulus edwardii (Cape elephant shrew), 447 nucleotides. RefSeq names its product lysozyme (gene LYZ). The transcript is spliced from 4 exons. Bases 1 to 447 code for a protein of 148 amino acids. Gene Ontology annotation, biological process: defense response to Gram-negative bacterium; defense response to Gram-positive bacterium. NCBI's taxonomy places the organism in Eukaryota, Metazoa, Chordata, Mammalia, Macroscelidea, Macroscelididae. Gene Ontology annotation, molecular function: lysozyme activity. The record is from RefSeq and is a predicted model, not a curated record.